AUUCUGACAGAUUGUCAAUUAUAUUCACUAUUUAGUCUGUACUCUGUGCCCUUUGUGCCUUUGCUAAAAGAUCUGUGUCAAUAAUCAAAAAACCAGAGACAACCUUGAUAAAAAGAACAGAAUAAAAAUUAAAUAAUAAUGCACGGUCGGCUCAAAGUGCGAACAACAGAGGAGCAAAAAUUGCUCAAAGAGAAGGAAAACAACAAAAAGUUAGGACUUUACAAAAAAGGUAUGACAUUCAUUUUAGGCAGUAGAAGAAAGGACUCUUAUGAUGAGGAAGCUUUUAAACUGUCAACACAAAUCCUCCAAAAUAACCCACACGUAUAUACUUUGUGGAAUUACCGUAAAGAAGUUUUAUUGAUAGAAAUUGAGAGGCGUGAUAAAGAACCAGAAUUUUUAAUUGAAGAAUUCCUCGAUACCGAACUGCGAUUUGUCGAGCAGUGUAUAAUAAUUAGCCCUAAAUGUUACAGCGCUUGGCACCAUCGUUAUUGGGUAUUGAAUAAUCAUCCAAAACCGAAUUGGAAAGAAGAAUUCAAAUUGUGUUCAAAAUUUUUGGCUAGGGACGAUAGAAAUCUUCAUGGUUGGGACUAUCGCAGACUCAUCAUUAACAAAAUAGGCCGAAUUUUAAAUGAAGAAUUGAAAUUUUCUACAGAUCGUAUAAGAACCAACUUUUCAAACUAUUCAUCUUGGCACUACCGAAGUACACUUAGAACUUUAGAUGAGGAUAAUUUAGAAGAAGAGCUCGAUUUAGUAAUUAAUGCUGUGUACACUGACCCUAAUGACUCAAGUGCCUGGUUUUAUUUUCGUUGGAUUUUAAGCCACAAGGAAUUAUUGAAAGAAAAAUGUGAAAAAGUCCUGGACGAUUUGAUGGUACUAGAACAGAUGGAACCCGACUGUAAAUGGGUUUUAAUAGCUAAAAAUUGGGCAAGUCAGAUUUUGAGUGAUGACGAUAAUAUAAUAAAUAGAAAAAGCUAUGCUGAAUGUGAUCUACCAAAGUUGAUUGAUAUGGAUCCAUUGAGAAAAGCUAGGUAUGUUGACGAAUUAAAGAAGGUUACAGAUUCAAUUGGAGAUAAUAAUUGAUAAAAACAGGUUCAAUGUAUAUUUUAUUUUGAAAAUUACUGUAAAAUAUUAUUUGUAUAAUUAUAUUUAUAAAUAUAUAUUAAUAAUUGAUGCACGCA
This is a messenger RNA of Harmonia axyridis, 1178 nucleotides long. RefSeq names its product geranylgeranyl transferase type-2 subunit alpha (gene RabGGTa). The coding region runs from base 139 to 1080 and encodes 313 amino acids. Gene Ontology annotation, cellular component: cytoplasm; Rab-protein geranylgeranyltransferase complex. Gene Ontology annotation, biological process: protein geranylgeranylation. The record is from RefSeq and is a predicted model, not a curated record. Gene Ontology annotation, molecular function: Rab geranylgeranyltransferase activity. The transcript has a single exon. Lineage: Eukaryota; Metazoa; Arthropoda; Insecta; Coleoptera; Coccinellidae.